AUGCGGGAUAAUAAAAAUUAUAAUUCUCAUCAUAAUGUUGUUGAUUUUUUAACAAAUAGUAACUUUAAGAAUUUGAGUUAUGAUCAAGCUUAUUAUUUCUACAAGGAUCUUGCAAGAGAAAAAUAUCCUAAUAAGCUAUUAAUAGCAAGCCAGCAUGCGCAUAAAGAUAGGCAAGCUCCGAAUGGUAAAAAUUUUAUUCAUAUUGCAGCUGAAGAUGGAAAUCUCAAAUUUGUUCAGUUUCUUACUGAAUGUGGUUUCAAUAUACAUGUAAAAGAUAAAAAUGGAGAAACUCCAUUAAGUUAUGCAUGCAUUCAUAAUCAUCUUGAAGUUGUUAAAUAUCUUCUCUCAAAAGGUGCUGAUGCAAUUGUAUUAAAUAACGAUUCAUCUACUCCUCUUAUUAGUACGGCAUGGUUUGGUCAUUUUGAGAUUAUUAAAUAUCUAUUAUCAGCUGGAGCGAAUUUUAAACUAAAAAAUCGUCUUAAUGAGACUGUUUACACUCAUGCAUCAUCGAGAGGUCAUACGGAAAUAGUGAAAUAUUUAGCUUCAAUUGGAGCUAAUAUAGUUCCAAAGAUUAUUUUUCAAUUACCCAUCACCACAGCUAUUUUCAAUUUUGAAUUAAUAUCAGAUGAGCGCGUGAGUGACAUUUUCGUCUGUUAUUUCAUUUUAGGAAAUUCUUGA
Messenger RNA from Trichomonas vaginalis G3, 678 nucleotides. RefSeq names its product Ankyrin repeat family. The transcript has a single exon. Lineage: Eukaryota; Parabasalia; Trichomonadida; Trichomonadidae. Bases 1 to 678 code for a protein of 225 amino acids. Gene Ontology annotation, molecular function: protein binding. The record is from RefSeq and is a predicted model, not a curated record.